UUGCUAGCAGCAGCGCCGUCUGCUGUCAUGCUCCACUCGCAUCGGCACCUCCACGUGUGUGACCACAGCACGGGAACGACGCUUCGCAGUGGUUGGUGUCGGCUGUCUGGCAGGAUCUUGCUGCAUCUGCUUUGCAGCGGUAACUCGCCAUGCAUGAAAGAUGAUUGGGGAUGCGUUUGGCGAAGCGAUGCGGGGAUUGGGAGGGUGGCGGCUGGAUGGGCGGCGAGCAUUGCACGCAUCACGAGCGAUACCACUUGCUGCAACAAGUUGGAGUUUGCAAGACCACUCAUGCUCAUGUACGCCUGCAAUCAAGGCAGUCGGAAAACUACAUGCACUGCCCCACAGAAUGCCGCACACAAUCCAGCGCCUCUGUGCUGCAGACGCCUCUGCUCAUUCGCCUAUGACGAGCGUCGCGGGACGCCCGAGGACAUCAGAUGCCGGGACGCGCCAAAGCCUCGCUCCGGGCCACGAUGCUUUGGGCGGGGACUCGAAGAGAUGGCUGGGCGCCGCCUGAGAGCUGAGGGCUUGUCUUUGCCCGGGGAAAUGCCGAGACCUUGCGCCAGUUGUCCUCUUUGUUCCUUGGAUUUUGCUGCUGUCUUGUCGUUUUCUUGGUCUUUUUUCCCCUUGCCACGCUCGCUCCCCUCCUUUGGCCUGGGCAGCCAGCGGAAUGCCAGGGCCAAGGCAUUUGCUCUGUGCAUUCCAUUUCUCCUGCUUUGCCAAGAGGGUGGAAUGCAUAUGUCAAAGGGGGCUUUUCACCUCACGCAACAUGUCUUGUACUCUAUGUUUUGA
Messenger RNA from Periconia digitata, 789 nucleotides. The record is from the annotation of a GenBank genome assembly. Lineage: Eukaryota; Fungi; Ascomycota; Dothideomycetes; Pleosporales; Periconiaceae.